Molecule: messenger RNA, 450 nt
Organism: Procambarus clarkii (red swamp crayfish)
Lineage: Eukaryota; Metazoa; Arthropoda; Malacostraca; Decapoda; Cambaridae
Source: RefSeq, a predicted model, not a curated record
GUGGGUACUCAUAGUCCCCUCACUUGUCAGGUGGGUACUCAUAGUGCCCUCACUUGUCAGGUGGGUACUCAUAGUCCCCACACUUGUCAGGUGGGUACUCAUAGUCCCCACACUUGUCAGGUGGGUACUCAUAGUGCCCUCACUUGUCAGGUGGGUACUCAUAGUCCCCUCACUUGUCAGGUGGGUACUCAUAGUGCCCUCACUUGUCAGGUGGGUACUCAUAGUCCCCACACUUGUCUGGUGGGUACUCAUAGUCCCCUCACUUGUCAGGUGGGUACUCAUAGUCCCCUCACUUGUCAGGUGGGUACUCAUAGUGCCCUCACUUGUCAGGUGGGUACUCAUAGUCCCCACACUUGUCUGGUGGGUACUCAUAGUCCCCUCACUUGUCAGGUGGGUACUCAUAGUGCCCUCACUUGUCAGGUGGGUACUCAUAGUCCCCACACUUGUCAG